AUGGAAAUACAACACAAGAGAAGAAUGAGGCAACACUGUGCUAUCAAACAUGGAAUACUCAAGGAAUUCCUGGCAGAAUUCCUGGGGACAUUUGUCUUGGUUUUGUUUGGAUGUGGCUCAGUCGCUCAGACCGUCCUCAGUCGAAACACCCUAGGUGAGCCUCUCACCGUCCACAUCGGCUUCUCUGUGGGACUGAUGAUGGCAGCGUACGUGGCCGGUGGAGUGUCAGGGGGGCAUGUGAACCCUGCUGUGUCUCUGGCCAUGGUGGUUCUGGGCAAACUGAAGAUCUGGAAGUUUCCCUUCUAUGUCAUUGCUCAGUUUCUUGGUGCUUUUGUUGGAGCUGCUGCAGUUUUUGGAUUAUACCAUGAUGCUUUCAUGGACUUCACCAGUGGGAUUUUGUCAGUGACGGGAAUCAAUGCAACAGGUCACAUUUUUGCUUCCUACCCUUCGAGACACCUGUCAGUCCUCGGAGGCUUUAUCGAUCAGGUGAUGGGGACAGGUAUGCUGGUUCUGUGUAUCCUGGCUAUUAUUGAUGGCGGAAACAUUGGAGCUCCCAAAGGUGUGGAGCCGCUGGCUAUUGGUCUGGUCAUUAUGGCCAUCGGUGUAUCCAUGGGACUGAACUGUGGCUACCCCCUGAACCCUGCCAGAGACCUGGGACCCCGACUGUUCACAGCUGUAGCCGGAUGGGGGAUGGAGGUCUUCAGCACUGCAGACCACUGGUGGUGGAUCCCUGUGGCGGGGCCCAUGGUGGGGGGGCUGGUUGCAGCCCUCAUAUACUAUCUGCUCAUUGAGCUGCACCACCAGCGCGAUGAGCCCGAAAAGCCCCAGGAGGAGGAGUUGGAGGAAGAGGAAGACGAGGAUGAAGAGGACAUCAGUCUGAAGGACAAAUAUGAGAUGAUCACCAUGAGCUAAAAAACAAAGACAUUAACCUCCAGGACUCACUGGUCAGAUUCAGCAGUUUGUCCUGUCAGUCAAGUGAAGAGUGGACAAGCUUCCUCUCUCAGUGUCUACACCAAUA
Perca flavescens (yellow perch) is the source of this 1018-nucleotide messenger RNA. It is a transcript of the gene aqp9a, whose product is annotated as aquaporin 9a. Gene Ontology annotation, cellular component: basolateral plasma membrane; plasma membrane. Lineage: Eukaryota; Metazoa; Chordata; Actinopteri; Perciformes; Percidae. The record is from RefSeq and is a predicted model, not a curated record. Gene Ontology annotation, molecular function: glycerol channel activity; water channel activity; urea transmembrane transporter activity. Bases 1 to 912 code for a protein of 303 amino acids. The transcript has 6 exons. Gene Ontology annotation, biological process: water transport; glycerol transmembrane transport.